CUGUGUUUGUCCUUUAACACCAGGGUUUUCUUCAGCUCACACUCAUUUAGCAGCUGGGUUUAGUCUCGGUUGCAGUGAUCAAGACAACCUAAGGCAUCUUUUGCAGGACUAGGACUGGCCGAGAUGCCGAGCCGUGUUGAUGAUGUGAUGAAGCUGCUCAACCGGGUUGCCGAGGAGAGGGGCAUGAUGGAUGUUUGGACAAACUGUCGCCGGGGAGCACUGCUGACAGGCGGAUCAGCUGUUGUGGGUGGGUUGCUGAUAGGCCCACCUGGAUUCGUUGUAGGAGCACUAGUGGGUGGAUUGCUUUCAUGGAGGAAAUCUGGAGAGUUCAAGACAGCCUAUCAGAUUUUACUGGAAUUUACUGCUACUGAGAGGCAGAAACUCUGUAUGGAAGUCAUGGCUAUUGUCACGGAAUUUGACUGGAAUGAUGCUUCUGACCUGAUACGUCUUGUAAUGAAAAAUCCCACUGUCCUGAAGGAGGUGACAGGAGUGCUGAACACUCACCUUAGCAAUAAGCUAAAAGCAUAAAUAAAAUAUGUAGAAUAAUCCUCUACAGAGCAGGCUUUUUAUGCUGGAAUGAAUUUUACGCAAAUAGCUGUGAAUCUUUACUAUUACUACUUAUCAGUAGUAAUCAUAAAUAUAUGCUGAUCGAAAUAAUUUUAGGGUGUUCAGUUUUGGUGGUUUUAAAUUUUUAUUAUAAUUUUUUAUUUGUGUGGAUUUGUAAAGAUAGUAUUAGAUUACUGCAUUAUCCUGACACUGACUUGCUAUGUAAUUUUGGAUUGCUCUGCAUUAGGACUAAUACAAAUCGCUGAAGGGAAUCAUGUUGCUCUUAGGCUGAGGUGUCACUUGGGAAAAUUUUCAGUCAUUUUGCUUUAUUUAGGAGACUUGACUCUCUUUGUUUGAGUGCUUUAAUUUUUUUUCCCCUGUGAAUGACACAUAAGGUGCCAAAGUAGCUGAGGCACUUUGAAGAAUUUUACCUGUUGUUUGUUUCAGUUCUGGAAUGAAAGUUUUAUAGGGAAGUACAUUACUGUGAACUCAAAGGACUCAAUCCAUACUUUGUCACACUUUUAUUGUAAUUCUUGAGUUUUCUUUUUAUGUAAGAAGUGAAGUAAAUACUGAAGAUUUCAAGUAUCAGGAAAACAAACUGUGAACAUUUUCAAUUCAAUUUUCAUCAAGUUCCUGUGCCCUAGGAUGGGAGGGUAUGGCAAGCAUUAAAAAGAUGGGGAGCUGAAUCUGCCAGUUUUGUAUUAGCUGCAGGGUUAAAGUUGUCAUUUCAGCAUUGGUUUCUUGACUGAGUCUGUACAGCUGGUGGUCCUCUGUUUUCAUUAAAAUAUUCCUAAGAA
Molecule: messenger RNA, 1343 nt
Organism: Oenanthe melanoleuca
Lineage: Eukaryota; Metazoa; Chordata; Aves; Passeriformes; Muscicapidae
Product: protein C19orf12 homolog
Exons: 2
Coding region: 124-528 (134 amino acids)
Source: RefSeq, a predicted model, not a curated record